Photinus pyralis (common eastern firefly) is the source of this 594-nucleotide messenger RNA. Its product is annotated as KRAB-A domain-containing protein 2-like. The coding region runs from base 1 to 594 and encodes 197 amino acids. Lineage: Eukaryota; Metazoa; Arthropoda; Insecta; Coleoptera; Lampyridae. Gene Ontology annotation, molecular function: nucleic acid binding. The record is from RefSeq and is a predicted model, not a curated record. The transcript has 3 exons.
AUGUGGCCACAAUUAAAAAUUGUACAUGGCAAACCGCGCCAUUCCCAGAGUCAAGGGAGUGUAGAAAGAGCCAAUCGGGACGUGGAGGAAAUGAUAAGAGCUUGGAUGAUAGAUAACGAUUCCACUCAAUGGAGCGAAGAAGAAGAUGUAGAAGAAGUAACUGGUUCAGUGAUAAAUGAAACUUUAGUGCAAACAGAAGAAUCAGAUCAGAUUGAGGAGGAAGAUCUUCAAACUACUGAAGAAAUAUUAUUUUAUGAAGAAUCGGAUAAAUCAGAUCUGAUUGAGCAGCUAGAAACCCAAACUACUGAGGAAAUAUUACUAAAUGAAGGAACGGACAAAAUAGACCAAAUUGAAGAGAGCGAAGUCCAAACUACCGAAGAAACAUCAAUACUAAAUGAUGUUCACCUAAACAUUAAAAAAAAUCAACAAAUAGCCGUCAUGGGACUAGAGCAACAAGCAAAACGUAUGAAGUCUCAGAGUGAUUCCAAAUAUCCACCACUCGAAUGUGGAACAACCGUAACAAUUCCAGUACCCGAUGUGGACCGGAGUAAAAGUGAUCUCAGAAACCUUAUAGGGAUAAAAAAUAAAAGAUAG